AUGUCUCCAUACGAAGCCUUGUAUGGGAGACCAUGCCGGACUCCGUUAUGUUGGACGGAGGUUGGAGAAAGAAGGGUAUUUGGACCGCCGAUAGUAGACCAUACCAUGGACAGACUAUUAGAGAUCGGAACCAACAUGAAGAAAGCUCAAGAUCGUCAGAAGAAGUACGCAGAUCAAAAGAGGAGAGAAGUUACAUUUGAAACCGGAGAUAUGGUGUUGAUGAUAGGAUUUGUGAGUGGGUGUGAAAGAUAUGAUAUGAAAUGUGGUGGAAUGCAACAGUGGUAUAUAAGAUGA
This is a messenger RNA of Microthlaspi erraticum, 294 nucleotides long. Lineage: Eukaryota; Viridiplantae; Streptophyta; Magnoliopsida; Brassicales; Brassicaceae. The record is from the annotation of a GenBank genome assembly.